This is a messenger RNA of Ilyonectria robusta, 1305 nucleotides long. RefSeq names its product kinase-like domain-containing protein. The record is from RefSeq and is a predicted model, not a curated record. NCBI's taxonomy places the organism in Eukaryota, Fungi, Ascomycota, Sordariomycetes, Hypocreales, Nectriaceae. Bases 1 to 1305 code for a protein of 434 amino acids. Gene Ontology annotation, biological process: peptidyl-serine phosphorylation; peptidyl-threonine phosphorylation. The transcript has 2 exons. Gene Ontology annotation, molecular function: ATP binding; protein serine/threonine kinase activity.
AUGAUUCAAGAUGGACUAACAGAUGAGUAUCUUCCUCUUUCGCUUGAGGAAGGUAAACCUAAAGGUGUCUUGGUAUCUAAAAAGGGUGGAUAUUCGAAAGAAUUCAAGUGUUUCGCCUCCCAAGUGGGAGCCAGGGACUUUCUUCAGAGGCAAUGGAUGGUUCAGGCGCCCUUAUUUAACAGCCCUGGUGCACAUUUCGAAAUGGACACGAAUUGCGCUCUACCGCUUACUGAGUGUGACGAGGCGGCUGUGGGUCCCUUCGCCGUCGUUUACAAAGGAGCAAUCCACCGAGCCCAUCACCAGGGCUUCGGAGCGAAUGGAUCCGAUCUUCUAGUCGCUGUCAAAGAGUUCAAAACAGAGGAGCUCUUUGAGAAGGAGAAGGAGAAUUUGCAACAAAUUCAGUCUCUUAGCCACGAGCACCUCAUCAAGAUCAUCGCGACUUGUUCAAGGGAUCGCUUUUAUUAUGUUCUCUUUCCAUGGGCUGACGGUGGAAACCUAGGAGACCUUUGGAAACGAGAAGAUGGUAAACGAACCCGUGAGCUCACUCUAUGGUCUCUGGGCCAGAUGCUGGGUAUUUCCAAAGCGCUUUUGGCCUUGCAUUCGGAAAACUGUCGCCAUGGAGACCUCAAGCCAGAAAAUGUCCUGCACUUCAAGAAGGAAGCUAAAGAUCCUGGAACAUUGGUCAUCGCAGAUGUGGGCGUCUCAAAGUUCCACCAGCAAGCAACAAAUAUGAGAAGUGAGCCAACAGACACCAGGGCCACAACGCCGAUAUACGAAGCGCCGGAAGCACAACCCGAUGUGAAGGACCCGCGAUCGCGCAGAUAUGAUAUGUGGUCCAUGGGCUGCAUGUUUCUCGAACACAUCGUUUGGCUUCUAUACGGGCAUGAUGCUAUGCUACGAUUUCGAAAUUCGAGGAAGUCGACGGACCCGGAAAUAAGAGACGGCAGUUUCUACAGGCGUGUACACAGGCUGGGGAAGACUCAGGACGAGUCCUCAGACCAAGUGGCAGAUCAGUCCCCAGAUCCGAAGGAUCUCCUCCAUCCGAAGGUCUUGAAAGCCUUCGAAAAGCUCCGGGAAGACUCAAAUUGCCAACCCGGGACGGCACUUGGCGAUCUUGUCAAGCUUAUUUCUGAAGAUUUGAUGGUUGCCGUUGAUCAGCGCAUAGGAGCCAUUGAGUUGGUCGACAAGCUGGGGAGAAUCGUCGAUCAAGCUAAACGUUUGGAUUACUUGCGCAUCAAAUUUGAUGAUCCAGUGGGCAAAAAGCGAUUUUUGGACAUUUUUUCCCGCUUACGAAGUCGAGGGUGA